CGUAGCCUUUGAAACCUUGCCCGGCGCGCGAGUCGCUUUCUCACUUCAAAGUCGGUGCAGCGCUGGAGAGAAAAGCGACGCGCAGGCAUCUCGGACUCUCGCCCUCCACCGGGCGUGCUAGGCGGCGAUGCUUCCUCGCCAGAUUCCCGAGUUCGGGAUGACGAUGGCGGGCGGCCGCCAACGCCGCCGCCGCCGCAACAGCAGCACCAGCAGUCCAGCACUGACGAACUGAGAUACUGACGUAAAUAAAACUACAGCAGUAUGUUCAGCGUAGACGACCUUCUGAUUUCUCACGGAUACAAGCAAUCUAAAAAUCCUACCAAUUCAUCUGAAGUUGCUGGAGAUCAGCAUGAAGAUACUGGUAGGCGGUCUGAUCAGGCAACCAGGAAUGGUUUACCAAUCCAUCCUGGAGCCAUACCCAAGACCAAUAAAGCAAGAAGAUACCAAAAUGACAACGAGAAUAAUCCUGUCGGUCGAGGGAGGCCAAGGAACACCCACCAGGAAUAUUUCUCAGGUCCAGGCAACAUGCAAGGAGAGCUUUAUGACCAAUCACUAAGUAGGUCUUCGCCCUCCAAGAAAGAGAACGAUUUUGCCUCCUGGAGAAGACAGUGCCAAGAUUUCAGUGCUUAUGAUUAUCCUGACAGAGUAGACAAGGAAAUGAGAGGAAUGGGUGCAGCCUGUGCCUUGUUUGGAGAUGAAAACAAAGUUCAUUGGGGGACUGAAGAAGGAUUAGAGAAUAUGAGGAGUAACAAACAGGAGGCCAUGAAACUUCCUGGUGACUACAGAAGGCAAAGUUUAAAGACAGAUACCUGGAAACAACCAACUGUCUUUGGACGACGUGAGCCUGAUACAGAUAAUAAAAAAAGGCCACUUCAAAUUGUGUAUUCAGGAAGGCAAAACAUUGCAGCUUCCCAUGUUAAGAAUAAACCACAAUCUUUCCCAAUAUUUAUUUCGUCAGAAAAUUCUAACUAUGCUGAAAUUCCUGCUGUAGCCAGCAGUAAACAGUAUAAAGUAAAGCCUGAGCUGGAAUCUUUGAAAUACUUUGAACCAACAGCUAGGCCCAAGUAUGGUAGACCCCUGAAGCCUCCUUCAUAUGAAUUUCAUCAGCAGAGUAGGGGGAUUGUGGAAACCAAUCCACCACAGGAUGAACAGCAAACACGCAAAACCACUUUCUAUGUGACCAAAGUUGAAGAUCAAGAUCCUACCUUAGGACCCCCAUUGUACAUACCUCCUCCAUCUUACAAAUCUGGUCAGCAAAGUAAGAAUCAACAUGUGCCCGAAGAAGUGCCUGACUAUGAUGAGUCCUUUGUCAAGGAAACACAAGUUCUAGACCAGGGUAUUUGUAUUAGUUCUGGGUCUUCUGUUAAUCAGCUACAAAUGGAAGAUGAAGAGCCAAUUUUGUUUAGUGAAACACAGGUGAGGUGUCAGGAGAAACAACUGUCUUCUGUUCAAUAUAUUCCUUUUGAUGACCCUCGAAUACGGCACAUUAAAAUAAUACAUCCAGCUGACCUUCAUCAGAUGGAGGAUCAAGCAGAAGAUGCAAAUAACAGUAGUGUCUUCCAUAAAAAUUCUGUGGAUAAGGAGCUCAGUAAUUUGAAUGUUGAUGUACCAGACUCAAUAAACAUUGCUGUAAAAUCCAACCAGGUCUCUGACAGAAGCAGAUGGUUGGUGGAAUCCAAUGCAGAUCAGGAUAGUGGUGUCUUGUCCACCCAAAGAGGCUCUUAUGACACAGGCAUCAGUCUGAACGGUGCAUAUGCUAAAGCAAGGCCAUCUGCUCAAAGCCCAGGUGCAACAGAUCUCUCCACUGAGACUUUUACAAAAGUGAAAACCUUUGAACCUGGAAUUGAGAUUCAAGGCAAAAACCAUUUAAAGAAGAAAACAAACGAAACUAUGUUUUGUUUGGUAUCUAUCUCAGCUGAAUCUGAACUGAACAUGCCAGCUUUUGAUAGGAAUAACAAUGCAAUACAGGGUUCCAGUGAGAAGUAUGACACUGACAGCAAUAGAGAUCUAAAAGAACAGAGUUUCCUAAGUAUGUCUUCUACUGAUUUAGAGCUCCAAGCCCUUACAGGAAACAUGCUCAAUAAAACUGUGUUAGAGAAACAAGAUUUUCAGAGACCAGAGUUCAAACAAAUGAAUUAUGUCAGCUCCAAGCAACCUCCAAAGCACAAAGAGCUUGAGUAUUCUGGCUCAUGGCCAUGCACUACGUAUAAGGACCAGGAAACACAAACUAGUUUCAGAGAAGAAUCCCAAAUUCAGCAGCCUCUCCAUGGAUCGCAGCAGCCUCUCCAUGGGCUACAACUUAAGAAAUCAAAUACACUGACCAAUGGCCACUUCUUAAAGUACGGAUCAUCUACUACAGAAUCUGCUCCGAGUAGUUUACCUACUGAUAACAGGAAAGAUAGACCAAUUCCUCCCCCUAGGAAAACUCAGUUUAACAAGUCCAGCAAACUUGAGUGUCCUAGGACUGUGGUCCACUCCAAAACAGGCCAGAAUGAAUCACGUACUACAUCCACAGGGCUUCCUGGGCAGAAAAAUGAACCCAGUUUUGCCCGCAAGGAAGAAAAUAAAUCACCUUGUAGUAUCAAAGAAGCCUUUGGGCAAUUUCUCUUAAAGCCCGUUAGCCGACGUCCUUGGGAUGCAAUAAGUGAACUGGAAAGUAUUAAUAAGGAGAUUCAAAAACAAGAAGAAAGGAAUGUAGAUAAUAAAGAGAAUGAGCAGAAGCAAGAGAGAGAAGAGGAUAAAAAAGUGAACAAGGCAGAGGGAAAAGCAUGUAGAGCGGAUGAAGUCAGCCAAGACCAUGGAUGUAGUGCAGAGGCAAGAAAGGUAAAACCAGCCACUUCUGUGUUUAAAAAGGGAACCAAUAAAAGUAAACCUGAAAGUGAAAAUGCUUCUAAAAUCUCAAAUACAAGAGUUGUAUUUAGUGACCUUAGGAAUGUUAGAUCAGAGGCAAGAGAAAUGGAUAAAUCAGUGAAGGAAAAAAAGGAAAAUGGUCUAAAUCAAAGACAGGAUAAUGCGAGAAAGAUUAUUAAACAGGCUAUCAGUCUGCAUCCAAUGAAAUCAAAUGUUUCAGGUCACUCGGACAGUAAAAAUUCUAAACCACUCAACAACAUUAAUUCUAGGGAAGCAAGUGUUGAAAACCAUAAGAAUAAGGAUUCUGAUCAGCUGAAAAAGGCAGCAGGCAGGAAUAGCCCUGCUUCAAAAAUAGCAUCUGUAGCAUCAUUAUCUUUUAAAAGAAGGAACCAAGGGUGCUCUGAGCCAAAUUUGAGAUCUGUUGUCCUGGAUGUCAAUGAAGGAACCAGCAUUCCUGAUUCUUCUACAAAGAAGGUUUCAUCAAAUGAAUCUCUUCACGCAAGAGCAUCUAGGAUCCUGGGCAUAGAGGUAGCUGUGGAAUCUCUAACAGUUGAUAACAAAACUCUUCCUGCCAAAGACUGUGGAUCCAAUAACAUGGCACAGAGCCGUGAACUGUCAAACACAAGGAUACCGAGGGCUGAAAAGAAAACAAAUGUGGCUUCUUCCAAAGGAAAGCCAAAAAGUGGCUGGUCGAAAAGCACUUUCAUUGGAGAAAGCAACUUGGGAUCAGUGAAGGAUCAGUGUAGUAGUGAAGAAAAGUUGACACGUGAACAGUAUUUUCAGCAGCAUCCUGAUCUUGGCAAACAUCAAGAAGACCAUGCUCCCUCUCUUGAAUCUGCUGUGCUUCCUCUUGCUGAAAGAAAAUCGCUCCCCUCGAAUGUAGAAAGGAAAACUGAAAGCACUUCAAAGGUAACUGUGCCCAGGCAAGGCAAAGUGGCCUCUGCUGUAAACCGAGCGGCCAUGGAUCGCAUAGCGCGGAUGAAAGAAGUCGAUUCAGUUUCUCGGAUGAGACGUCUCACUAUAAAGAACGCCGGAUCUGGUGAGGAUAGAGAUGAAGACAAGCAAUUCAAGGAACCAGAAGGGAAAGCAAAUGAUUCCGCCGUUGGCAGCACUGAAUUUCCCCACAAACUGUCCCAAGGCAGUUGUGUUUCCAAGCGUAUAAUCUCACUGAAUGAAAAUGAACGUUUAGGCAAUAGGAACACAAAGAAAAAUGGAAGAGAUUUACCUAGCUCAGAGGUCUAUGAUCCGAGCCAGGUUGAAAGGGUGUGAUACAAAAAGAGCUGGAUUUCAAGAGAUUUCAAAUCUUUGUGAGGCAUUUUACUAAGUGGCACCAUGUGGAAAUACCCUUAAGCCUCAAUGUUUAGAGAGUGUUGGUAAAACAUCUUACCUGCUAGAGGAGGAAAACAAGUCUUUAUAGAGAAUGUAUGCUUUCUGGAACUUGCAUGAAAGAGUGUGUGUAUAUGUGCGCACGCAAAGAUCUCUUAAUCUGCAACCAUCUAUUUUUCAAAGCAAUAAGAUUUAAUGCCUCUACUUGGCAUGGAUUGGUCACUUUUAAACUGAAUUGAAUAGUGUUCAGUCAGAAUGGUAAACAGAAUUUGGGAGGGGCUCAGGGAAAGGGUUGCUUAUUUCUCUGUAAAAAAUGUAAACAGGAGAGAUUAAGAAAAUUAUUUUUGAAGAAAGAAUGUGAAUUUCUAAGUUAAAUAUCCAAACUUCUGAACUCUCAGCCUUGUUGAACAUUGGCCAUAAAACGGGUUGCAAGAGAACCACUGUUGCCUUUUCAGUUCAAGGGGAUGCCUAACAACAGGACUGAAUGCCAACUGACCAACUGUGAAAUCAAUUGGGACUUGGUCUGAAACGGCUUUGAAUGGAAUUUCUUCCUUCUUGCAUGUCAAGACUAUGCAGACAAAUGGCAUCCUUGGAGGAGGUGAACCCAAAAUAUGGCAGAUCAUUUUGCCGCCUCUGACCUCUGAUCGAGUCAAACCAGCAUCAACUCCACUUUGACCGCUGUCCUACCCUUGCUGUUGUGUAGUUCAUUCUAUUUCCUUUUUCUCUUUGUAGUUUGGGCUCAACAUUCUAUGCACCACCAACUCACAACAACAUCCUUUUCUAAUCUAAGCAACCUUUUUGCAAAAUGUGAUGUAAUUUUCUAUAAUGUAGGCAGUUUACCAGUUCUUUCAUUGGUAAGGUCCCCCCCCCUUCUGCUCUUCUUAGGUGAGUUUUUUAAAGAAACUAGUUAAGAAACUAGUUAUUUGUGCAUCUUCUACACAUUUCACAUUAGCUUCUCUCUACAGCUGCCAUGCUGUGUAUCUUAAUAUUUGAUUCUGUGUCUAUAAAUAAUCUUAUAAAGGAGGUACCUAAAUCUAGACAGGCUUAAAUUUCUUAUUGCUUGGAUUGGUCCUUUUAGAUGAGGAUGUUGCUGGAGUUGGUUCAACUGAUUACUUUCUACCAAGUUAGUUGCCAAAAAUUAAAAAGAUCAGUUUAGUAUGUUUGCAUCCUUAAGUAUGUAAAUUUUGUUUCUAGUGGUGCAAAUACUGAAGCCUUGUACUACAAAUGUACUCAUUAAUAGAAAUAGGAAUCCUUUGCCACUAUUUAAUUCUUGGAGAAAAUCUGGGACCAUCCCUAUGUAAUAACAAGGGAUAAUGCUUGUUUUCACUUGCCUUGAUGGCAACUCUAGCAAUAAGCAACAAAAUAAUAUGUAAUUUCAGUCAUUGAUGCUCAGUGCCAUUUAUAUGUUGAUGUGAUUUGUGCCUAUAUUUGAAAUUCUUGAGCCAGAUUUAUAAGCACCCAUCUUGGUACAGAAACUCAAAGAAUUGCCCUGCCUUUAUGUUUGAAUGUUGUAUUUAUACCUGUUUUGUUUAAUGGCAAUCCAUAUAGGAUCCAUACUUGUAAGCACAAAAAGAGUUAUUUUUGUCACUUAAAAAAUAUUUUAUGUUGGAUUUAGGGCAAACCUUAUUCAUUUCUCCAGGAGUAAUAGCAGUUUAAUUUACUCAAUGUUUAUGUAUCUGUUAUUCUUUAUUUGCUAAUAUACUUCUGGAAAUAGCAUCCUA
Messenger RNA from Pantherophis guttatus, 5897 nucleotides. It is a transcript of the gene JCAD, whose product is annotated as junctional cadherin 5 associated. Gene Ontology annotation, biological process: positive regulation of blood vessel endothelial cell proliferation involved in sprouting angiogenesis. The record is from RefSeq and is a predicted model, not a curated record. NCBI's taxonomy places the organism in Eukaryota, Metazoa, Chordata, Lepidosauria, Squamata, Colubridae. Gene Ontology annotation, cellular component: ruffle membrane; adherens junction.